UCUCUCGGUCGCCCUCGCGGGGGGCAGCGUUCUGUCUUUUGAGCUGCAGAUCAGUGGCUGGUGGUCACUUGAGUCCGACGGGGCGGUAGCAUAAGUGUAUUCCUGGGGCCCAAGUGCCUGAUUGUAGCUAGAGCAAGAGAAGAAGAGAAAUAUAUAUUUAAUAUAUAUCUUGGUCUGAUAAUGCCUUGUCUGAUAUUCUGCAAUGUAUGUUUCCAGAAGCCCCGAGGAGCCGCUCUAAAUUUCAACCUGACCAACUGCGGUCAUGUCAUCUGUGGGCAGUGUCUCCAGAAAGGUAAAAAAGGUGAUUGCAUGAUUUGCAGAGUUCCAUGUCGUACAAUACUUCUUUCAAAAAAGGUGAAUUCAGAUAUCCAGUCACUCUUUAUGGGAUUAGAUGGGUUAUGCAGAAAAUAUACCAAAGAAAUCACACAAAUUGCCCAGUUUCAGGAAAAACACAGAAGACAUUUAUUAACACAUUACAAAGAAAAGAUUGCAAAACUGGAAGCAUAUCUUAAGAGAGCAUCACAACAAAUCCAGCAUAUACAACAAUUGCAACAUCGGAAUUCAUCAAAGGAGGUAGAAGUGCCACCUUCAGUAAGGAAAACUGAAACAGUAACUGGCCCAACCAGAAUAUCACUGAUAAAUCCACCGCAAAAUGGAUAUAUGGGUAGUGUUACAUGCAGAAGUUCUCAAUUAUCUGGAAUGACAUUUCAAAGAAACCCAGCAGGAUCUAUAAGAUCAUCUCCAUUAAAAAUGCUCAACAGUGGGAAUUCUUACAUAUCACCAUCGCCAUUUGUAUCAUCACAAAACAGUAGAAAUCAUAUCCCAAAUACAUUUGGACAGAAAUCUACUCAGCAUUAUCAGUCCACAUCUGCAUCUUCGCUCUCAUCUGGGAUAAAACACCCAAUCACUCUUGUUAACCUUUUACAGAGGCAGCAUUUAGGAUCUACUAAUCUUCCUGGACGCUCAUUACAAAAAUGAAAUUACCUGCAAGCUCCAUUUGACCUGAAGAAUUCAUCUAUUCUAUAUUUUAUUUUUAUAGAAAUGUACAUUAGGAUUCUAAUACUUGAUCUGGUUUGAUUAAACACUAUUCGAGAUAAAUCUUUUUUGUUGUUUCUAUUUAUUAUACUUUUUUCCCUGGGUAAUCUUCCCUCUCCAUAACUAUGAGUUCUUUGUGACUUCAUCUUGAUCAACAACUCAUACAGAACUGCUUUGUGAAGCAAUAUGGCACUCUCACUUAUACAAGUCACUAAGUGAUUAUAUUGAUUCAUUUUGCAUGUUUGAAUUGUUUUCUACUGUCCAGUAUAUCUGGCUUCUAUUUAAGCCUGAGUCAACUGUCUUUGAAGGAUUUGAGGCAACCUGAUAUACUUUCUGAAACUAAUUGCAUUUUUUCAUAAUGCAAGCAUCUUGCUGAGGCAAAUCCAUGCUGCCUCAAUAGGCCUACAAUUUGGUGCUAUCCAACUUCAGAGAUCCAACUUUUGAAUUCUGCCCUUUUGGGACAGAUAAUAAAUAUCUAGGAAACACUGCAAAAUGUGCUAAUUUACCAGUAUUGGGAAGGUGAAAAAGACAUUCUAUUUUAAAUUCUACUCUUUGACACAUCUGCUCUUGAAUUCUACUUUUUUCACAGAUGCGUUCAGUGAACCUUUGUAAAAUUUCACCUCUUCACCAUUGUAGUAAAGCAGCUCCACCCACCCAUUAGAACAGAGAAAUGCAAUUUGU
Messenger RNA from Thamnophis elegans (Western terrestrial garter snake), 1716 nucleotides. RefSeq names its product probable E3 SUMO-protein ligase RNF212. The coding region runs from base 181 to 978 and encodes 265 amino acids. Gene Ontology annotation, biological process: homologous chromosome pairing at meiosis; reciprocal meiotic recombination; protein sumoylation. The record is from RefSeq and is a predicted model, not a curated record. NCBI's taxonomy places the organism in Eukaryota, Metazoa, Chordata, Lepidosauria, Squamata, Natricidae. The transcript is spliced from 10 exons. Gene Ontology annotation, cellular component: synaptonemal complex. Gene Ontology annotation, molecular function: SUMO transferase activity.